GCAGAUCGAUAUAAAAUGGCAUCAAGCUAUGGAUCACUUGCCAAGCAGGCCAUUGUGCUGCUAGAUCAAUUCAGCUCUGGCAGACAGUGUGUGGAUGAAUUUAUGGAGGAUGCUUCAAAAAACCUGCAGCACAUGGAUAGUCUGCAGAAGAAAUUCAUACUUGAUGUCGUUUCUGGAUGCAUUGAGCACAAAAAAUUGCUGGACGUAGUUAUCAAUGUUUUCUAUGGCCAGAAUGGGAAAUGUUUAUUAAGAGGUGAUCGCAGCCAGUUCAUCGCUAUCUGUUACCUUGCCAUAUUUUCUCUUGAUGAACUUGGACUUCAGCAUUUUAGCAAUAUUGUCAAAUCUCUGGACAUCAAGAAGAUGCACACAUUCCUUACUUUCUUCUUCACAAAUCUCACCACCUGGAUACAAGAUGAGUGGAGUAGUAUCUAUGAUGCAGCCUAUGUGGAGAAACACUGGGUUGGCCCUCUGCUAAGAUGGCGCCCUGAGAUGGAUAUUCUCACAGACCAACUUGCUGUCAAAAUAUCCCGUGGAAGUCAGGUCAAGAAAGCUCCAACCAAAACUACCAAGCCCCAGGAGUUCUCUCUCACCAAACCAAAACCUCGAGCUCUGCCUAUGCCUGAACUCAUCCCACUGCAGGAAAAAACAAAACCAGUGCCAAAUAGUACAUACAGGGCUCCAAAAGAGAUGCAGAUGAUUGAGGAGACCAAACAAAAGAAUCAUCAGAAGACGGAGGAACUGCUCUAUGAGGCAAACAUGAAACAAUUCAGAUGUGCAAAUCCACAGAAGUCUGAACACACCAAGAGAGCGAUGUCUCAGAUUAAGGAGGACUUGGAUUCAAAACUCAAGUUUAAUUCAUUUCAUUCCUCUGGACGACCCUCUAUUAACAAGACCAACAGCUGGCCCAUAAAGCUCAACAGUGCAGCCAUCCUGAGGCAGGGGGCGCUGUAUGAACGUCAGGUGGAGGAGGAGCUGCAAAGAGUGGAGCGUCUCGUGGAGGGGGCACGGGAGCCCUCGUCUUUCCUCCAGUGGCAGAAGGAGAUGCGUGAGAAGGAUCUUCAGGAGGAGCUGGCCAGGAUUGAGCGUAGGCGUCUGGAGGGACGCAUCAGUUAUGAGGAGGCUGCUAUGGCCCGCACACGAAUAAUGGAACGCAACCAGAAGACGGCUCAGCUGAAGAAAGAAGAAACAGCUGAGCUGAUGAGGAGAUAUGCUGAAAAAAGGUUGCAGGAAGAAAAAGAAAUGAGAGACUUGGUGCAACAAGUGGCAGAAGGACACAAGAACUCAAAGGCAGCUAAAGAGAAGUUACAGAAAUUCAAGCAAAGUAUAGUGAAAGAGGUCUCAGAGCAAAGUCGAGAGCUCCUAUGUCAAGCACUGGAGGAAGCACAAGCAGAGCUCAGCAGGAGAUUUGAAAUCAUCAGUGAAAUCCGCGCCAUGGAAUCGCUUCCUCACAUCAGAAUCAGGAAUUUUGACGACACAGAGACUGGAGGCCAUGAACUGCUGGGGGAGAUGUCCCUGGUGGAGCUGAAGGAGCGGCUGGCCCUCCUGAGGGAGGCGCAGCAAACAGAGCAGCAGGAGAAACGGGAGCAGAUCCUGGAGGAGAAGCAGAACAAGAAGCGGCUGCUGAUAGAUCAGCUGGACACCAUCAACCUCCACAUGAGAGCGCUGGCACAGGCCGCUGUCAUCAGGAAAGAGGAGAGGAUCAGCAGGGGUUUUCGGCAGGCGGUGACUCAGGAUGAGACCGUUUUGGCUCUGCAGAAGAAGCUCGAAGAGAAACAACAAGAGCGCCAAAAACUGAAGCAAACUGAAAGGAAGAAGGCCAAAACCCCUGAGCAGACAGCAGCACACACUGUUAGAAACACGCGGACACACAACAAAAAAAGCCUGACGCAGAAAAGCUGGGAGGAAUUGGAGCUGAGCUUAGAGCGUCACAUCCAGAAGGACGCUCCUUAUGUUGUUUCUCAGACAGAAACACUCAAGACAUAA
This is a messenger RNA of Plectropomus leopardus (leopard coralgrouper), 1983 nucleotides long. It is a transcript of the gene cfap99, whose product is annotated as cilia and flagella associated protein 99. The record is from RefSeq and is a predicted model, not a curated record. NCBI's taxonomy places the organism in Eukaryota, Metazoa, Chordata, Actinopteri, Perciformes, Serranidae.